UAAUGAUUAAAUUUCAAAAUCAACCAAUCAACUAUGAUGUUAAUGGAUAUUCAUAGCCUAAAUAUCAAUAGAUGCCUCCAAAAUAACAAAAAUAAAUGUCUAAUUAAGGUUGCUUCCAAGAAACCUUUGGAUAACAAUAAUAUUAUGGUAGAUAAAUGAUUCCACAAUCAUAGGACUCCAAAAAUCAUCAAUAACCUUAGUAACACCAAUAAUAAUAAACACAAAAUUACUAGAACUAUCCUUAAAAAUAAUAAUAUCCAAAUAUGCAAUAAUAAUAAUAAUAAUAAUAUUAACAGUCAUAAUAAUAAUAAUAAUAAUAAUAAUAGUAAUAGCCUCAAUAAAAGGGAGAUCCAAGAUACUAGAAUGUUUAAUUCACAGCCAAAGAUUUUAAUCAAUUAUUCUACAAAUAAUAAUAAUAAUAAUAAUAACAAUAAUAAUAAUAAUAAUAACAAUAAACAAAUUAAAACAAAGUAAAUGAAAAUCAAGAAGAUACCAAGUAUACUUAACCUUAAAAAGCUACUGGUAAUGAAAGAUAGAUAUCUACUUACUCAUAAAAUCAAUAAUAGCUACUUUAAUAAAAAUAAUUUGGGGCACCUGGAAGAAUGCAAUCUGCUGAUCCUGUCUAAGCUUAAAACAGAAAUGCUGCUCCAUUAACUAACAUUCAGUAAUUAAUACAAUUAAUAUCUUAGAAAUUAGUAAGCAACAAAAACUAGUUAAUAUAUAAGUAAUGGUGGUGGAAUUAAUAAAACUUAAAAUGAUUACUCUUAAAGAUAAGCUACUCCAAUGAAGGAUUAAAUGAAAUUCAUGAGUAUUAAUAUUAUUUAAAGUUUAGAUUAAAAGCAAGUUCCAGAACAAAUUAAUCAAUAAUUAAUGUAUUCUCCUAUGCCAAAGAGCCAAUUACUAAAUGAAACAACAAAUUUAGCAAAAUUAUAACAACAAUAAUUACAAUAAAAUAAGUCUCCUUAAAUAUAGAAAGUUGGUGGUUCUGGAAUGGGUCCAGCUAUUUCUUAACCUACAAAUGCAUAAUAAAUAGUUGAAGAAUUAGCAAAAGAAAAAGAAAGACAUUAAUUAUUAACUGUCAAAUUAAAAAAAUUAGAAUAAGAAAAAAAAACUUAUAAUACAUAAUUUUUGAAUGAAAUGGAGAGCAAAAUUAAAACUCUUAUCUAACAAAAUGAUUAAUUAUAAAAUUUGAAUAUGGAGUAUUUAUUUUAUUUGAUGUUUUUAGAUUAUUAUAGAAGGCUUAGGAUUAACCUUAAGGAGAAAUAUAAGAACUUAAUAAAUAGAUUUCAUAUAAUAGUUAACAAUUAGAUUUCUUGUAAAAAUAAAUUAAUGAGGCUCAAAAGCAAUUGUCUGAACAAAUGAAAAAAUACAAGGAUUUAGAAUAAUAAUAUUAGGAAAAGAAUUAAGCUGAAGAAUAAUAAAUUUAAUUUUUAGUUACUGAUUUAGAAGAGAAAGUUCAUGGUUUAAUUUCUGAAAAUGAAAGAUUAAAUAAUUUAAUAGCAUAAUAAGAUAGUAAUCCAAAAAAGGAAUAAUUAUAGCAAUUAACAAAUGAAAAGAAUAAACUUAUUUAAAUGGUAUCAUUUAAAUAAUUAAAAUAGACUCAAUAAAGUUAAAAGGAAGUAUAAAAUUGGAAAAUUAAAUAUGAAUAGUUACAAUCAAAACUUCAGUCGGCAGACAAAUUCUUAGAACCAUAAGGAGAAUAAGUUGAAGCACUUGAAGAAAAAAUUAAAUCAUUAAUAGAAGAAAAUGAUUACUUAAAUACAGUAGUUUAAUAAUAAAUUGAAAGAGAGAAUCAAAUAGCAUUAUUAGAAGAAGAGUAAAUAUAUUAUUAAAAUUUUUAGAAUGCAAAAUUUAGUUGAACAAAAUGACAAUCUUGAAAUGUUACUUCAAAAUAGCACUAAAAAAUGA
This is a messenger RNA of Paramecium pentaurelia, 1908 nucleotides long. Lineage: Eukaryota; Ciliophora; Oligohymenophorea; Peniculida; Parameciidae. The record is from the annotation of a GenBank genome assembly.